This is a messenger RNA of Planococcus citri (citrus mealybug), 5406 nucleotides long. Its product is annotated as fatty acid synthase-like. The transcript is spliced from 27 exons. Gene Ontology annotation, biological process: fatty acid biosynthetic process. The coding region runs from base 88 to 5271 and encodes 1727 amino acids. Lineage: Eukaryota; Metazoa; Arthropoda; Insecta; Hemiptera; Pseudococcidae. Gene Ontology annotation, molecular function: fatty acid synthase activity; oxidoreductase activity. The record is from RefSeq and is a predicted model, not a curated record.
AGUAUUAGAAGAAAAAAAAACAGUAAAAUAAAGCAUAAAUUUCAAUACACGCGUUGCACAGGAGUGGGUUACGAAAAACUGAAGGAGAUGAUCACCAAUGAAAUCGAUAUCGCUUGCCACAAUGGCCCGACAAGUUGCACAAUAUCUGGCCCUACACCAAAUGUGGAACAAUUUAUCAAAACAUUGGAAGAAAAAGAGAUAUUUGUGCGAUCAGUGAACACAUCAAACAUCGCAUACCACAGUCGCUAUAUUACUCCGCUAGGCCAAAAAACAUUGACAUUGUUACAAAACGAAGUAAUAACCGAACCAAAACUUCGUUCAGAAAAGUGGAUAUGUACAUCAGCUCCAGAAUCCGAAUGGGGGAUGGAUCAAGUAAAAUAUUCUUCAGCCGAUUACCACACGAAUAAUAUACUUAACUCCGUAUUAUUUGAAGAAGGUUGUCGUCAUAUACCUAGCAACGCCAUAACCAUAGAAAUCGCUCCUCACGGUUUAUUACAAGCUGUACUGAAACGUUCGUUACCCAAAACCGUGACAAAUAUACCACUGACACUCAAAAACCACGAAAACGGAGUUGAGUUUUUAUUGAAUUCAAUAGGCCGAAUGUACGAGGCUGGAUGUGUUCCAAAGUUGAGUGCGUUAUAUCCACCUGUGGAAUUUCCAGUUAGCAGAGCAACUCCGACAAUUUCUUCGCUAAUUAAAUGGCAGCAUGAUGAACAAUGGCCGGUUGGAAAACUCAAAAAUGAAUUAUGUAUCGAGCGAGAAUUCAAUAUCAGAACAAUAGAGGAUGAAUACAAAUUUGUAAAAGACCACGUUAUAGAUGGAAGGAAUUUAUAUCCCGGUUUAGGUUACCUGUGGUUAGUCGUAGAAACAGUAACUAAAAUAAGAGAUAAGAAAAAUUUGAAGACGUCGGUAGUAUUGGAGAACGUUCGUUUUGAACGAGCAACAAUUGUUCCUCAGAAAGGACAACUGAAAUUACUAGUAUCAAUUACCGCCGGUAAUAAACACUUUAAUGUAACGGAGAACGGCCAAAUUCUAGCUUCAGGGACAGUCAGAAUUCUCGAGAAUGUUUAUAAAGAAACAUUAAACGUACCCAUUCACAAUACUGAUUCCAAUAAUGAUGUAAACUUGAGUACUAAUGAUUUUUAUAAAGAAUUAAGGCUAAGAGGAUAUCAUUAUAAAGGGUUAUUCAAACAAGUUGCUGGAGUGAAUUAUGAAGGUACUUAUGGCGAGAUAUUUUGGGAUGAUAACUUUCCAGUUUUUAUGGAUAACAUGGCUCAAAUACAAAUAUUGCGUCUUGAUACUCGUGAACUUCUCAUACCAACGUUUGUACGUAAAAUCGUUAUCGACUUCCAGAAACAUUUCCAACAAAUAGAGUUACUAGACAAGGACAAGCCUAAGUUGCCUGUUCAUUUUUCGCCGGAACAUCGUCUAGUGAGUUCCGGAGGUAUUCAGAUGGUUGGGUGGAGUUGUAAGACUAUUACUCGUCAAAAAAAUCUAGCUGAACCAGUUCUGCAAAAAUAUCAAUUUGUACCCUAUAUCAACGACGAGGAAAUGGAAUUAAAUCUGGCAGUCCACGCGUGCACCUACAUUGCACUCACAAACAUGUCGGAAAUUCAAGUAAAAACCUGCGAAUUACUUGGCCAUGACCACGAUUCUGAAAUCGAAACUAUGUCAUCCAUAAUCUGGAAUUCACUGAAUAGUCUACCGAUGAUCCAACCCGAUGUAACCAUCUUAAUGAGCUCUGAUCAAACGGCUGACAUUCAAGUGCCAAAAGAAAUUACCGUAUCGAAUGAAAAAUUACCUAACGAUAAAAGCUGCUCGCUGAUCGCUUUGUCAGAUAUAUGCAGCAAAAUUGACAUUCUUGAGAAUGUACGCCAAGCAUUAAAAGACAAUGGAUUUAUCAUCACAAAAGAACCUGUCACCAAAGAUAUCAACUCAUACGAAAAAUUGGGAUUUAAUGUUUGCUUUAGUCGUAAGAUCAACACUACAGAGAGAAUACUCCUCUUGAAUAAAUCGGUGAAAAAUGAAUCAUCUUACAAAACUGCUAAAGUAGAGAGUGACUCGUACACUUGGGUAUCAAAUGUUCAAAAUGAACUAGCAACUAUCGACUUGGAACGGAACGAGAAAUUGAUCAUUUAUGCCGAAAAAGAUCCGAAAAAUGGAAUACUAGGAUUCUUCAAUACCUUAAGAAAAGAAGAAAAAGGAAUGAAUCUAAGAUGUAUUUAUGCGAUGGACGACAAAGCGAUCGAUUUCUCAUUGGAUCAUUCAUUCUAUAAAGAUCAACUGGAUAAAGGUUUAUGCCAAAAUGUUUUCAAGAAUGGACAGUGGGGUACAUAUUGCCAUUGGCAGGCUGAACCAGUAAACCUUAUGGAAACAACAAAUGCACUGUGUAUACAAGAAGAACGUGGUAAUUUCUCAUCAUUCAAAUGGAUCGAAAGAUCAAACCUCGACACAGAUGAAAAUCCUCACCAAAAUUCCAUUCGUGUAUAUUAUAGUAGUUUAAAUUUCCGAGAUGUUAUGAUGGCAAGUGGAAGAAUUUCAGCGGAAGAUCUGCCUUUCUAUAAUCGAUUAGAGGAGUGUCACCACGGUUUUGAAUUUUCCGGAAAAGAUGGCAAUGGCACACGCUGGAUGGGUGUUGUAGGAAAAGAAGCGAUAGCGAGCGUUGUUCAACCUCUCGUUGACUGGAUAUGGAAAAUACCGGAUUAUAUGACGCUAGAAGAAGCAGCCACCAUUCCUGCCAUAUACACCACGGUAGUCAUGGCCUUCUACUUUAAGGCGAAUUUGCGCAAAGGAUGUUCAGUACUAAUACACUCAGGUAGUGGUGGAAUUGGCCAAGCGGCCAUUAACAUAUGUCUUCAUCACGAAUGUGAAAUAUUUACUACUGUUGGCACACCUGAAAAAGUACAGUUCAUACGAAAAACAUUUCCUCAAAUUCCAGAGAGUCACAUUGGUAACUCCAGAGAUACAUCUUUUGAGCAGUUAAUAAUGCAGCAGACAAAUGGACGUGGAGUGGACGUAGUUCUGAAUAGUUUGAUUGAGGAAAAAAUGCAAGCUUCUGUACGUUGCUUGGCUCCGUUUGGGCAUUUUAUAGAGAUAGGAAAAUAUGAUAUGCUCAACAAACAUACUUUAGAUUUGGAGCAUUUCAUAAACAACAUAACAUUUCAUAGUAUACAAUUAGACUUGGUUGUGCGAAGUAACAGGCAACUGGCACUCGCAAUUCGGAAUAAGAUGUUAGAGCUAUUUGACCAAGGAAUAAUAAAACCAAUACACAGAACAAUUUUCCAAGCCGACGAAGUGGAAUCCGCCUUUAGGUUCAUGGCAGCAGGAAAACACAUAGGCAAAGUUCUAAUACAAAUGAAUGACGAGGAGAACGACAUAGAAGGCAAACCAACUUUGAUACCCAAGAAAUGCCAGCCUCAAGUUUAUUGUCCAAAGCAUAACGCUUAUGUUAUUGCAGGAGGUCUAGGUGGAAUGGGAAUGGAGCUGGCUGAUUGGUUGAUCGUGAGAGGUGCUCGCAAUAUUGUAUUAAGCUCAAGAACAGGAAUCAAAAAUGGUUACCAGUCAUAUCGAAUUAAAUUAUGGCGUUCAUACGGAGUAAAAGUAAUAAUAUUCACAGAAGAUGUGACAAAAGAAACAGGGGUAAAGAAUUUACUACAAACAGCCAAUACAUUAGGACCAGUAGAAGGGAUUUUCAAUCUCGCAGUGAUCCUUAAAGAUGAUCCAUUUGUUAAACAAACUGAGGAAAGCUUCCGUUUGACAAACGAGUCGAAGGCAAUCAUAACAAAGCAUUUGGACAACUUGAGCAGAAAAAUGUGCCCGCAUUUGAAAUACUUCGUCGCAUUUUCCAGUGCCGCUUGUGGUUUGGGUAACCAAAACCAGAGUAACUACGCUUACGCCAAUUCUGUGAUGGAAAGGAUAUGUGAAAUCAGACAUGCAGAUAAUCUACCCGCUUUGGUAAUUCAAUGGGGAGCCGUUGGGGAUGUUGGUAUUGUAGCAGACUUAACCGAACAGAUGGCAGGAACCGAAAUCACAAUUUGUGGAACAAAGCUACAAAAAAUUAAAUCCUGUUUGGAGACACUCAAUGUGUUCAUGAAAGAGUCUCGUCAUCCCAUUGUAUCUAGUGUGGUAGUAGCUGAAAAAAAGAGAACUGAUGCUGAUAUUAUAAGUGCAGUAGCAAAUAUAUUAGGUAUCAAAGACCUGAAGACUAUAAAUCAAUCAUGGACGUUCCCAGAACUUGGCAUGGAUUCUAUUGUGGGAGUGGAGGUAAAACAAAUUCUCGAAUCAGAAUUCAAUGUAAUUUUCAGUGUAGAAGAACUACGAACUAUGACCUUUGUAAAAUUACAUCAAAUGAAAGAAGAAAAAGAAAAUUCACUGAAAACAGGUAAAAAAAUUAGAACACAACUGCAAAUCUUUAUGGAUGAAAUACUUGCAAAUAAGUCCAUUCGUCGCUUGCCCAUCGAUGAAAACGAUAUUGAAAAGCCAAUUGUUUUCAACGAACAUCCAACGACUUUUAUUUUUCCUGGAGUAGAAGGAUUAGCUGUUACAAUGCAAUCAUUGGCUAAAACAUUACCAGGACAAGUGCUGUGUUUCCAGUACCACUUUGGCGAAGUUGCAGACUUCACGUUGAAAGAAUUACGCGAUUAUUUUGCCAAAUACAUACUGGAAAAUUUCAACUCGGACAGGGAGUUUUGCAUAAUUGGUCACAGUCUGGGUGGAUUAUUGGCUUUAGAAGUGGCUGAUAUUUUAGAAAAGGAGGGAAAAAGAGGAUAUCUCUACUUGAUAGAAUGUUCUCCAUUAUAUCUGGUAAAUCUCCAGACGAGGAAAGAGGUAAAAGAAAGGUAUUCCAACAACGAACUAUUGGAAAUGAAUAUAUGCUCAAGUAUGGUGUCAACGUUUUCACCCACAACACCAACAGAAGAAUUCACUAAAUCUAUUAAAAAAUUGGAUGGUUGGCAAUCGAAGAAAAAACUAUGUUUGUCAUUACUACCAUCAGGGAUGACAAAUGAAAACGCGAUGAAUCUGUUGCUUGAUAGAAUUUACACAGUGGGUAAAGCAGUACGUGAUCACCGAAUUCCUCAAGUAUCACUCGAAUCAUCGGGCAUUCUGAUAAGAUGUGUGGAAAAUCCACUGGAUGAUGAUGAUGCUUAUGGAUUAUCAGAGUACUUCAAGAAUCCGAUUCAAGUUUUUAAAAUUGAUACAGGACAUAACACAAUUUUGCAUCAUGCGAAAACUUCAGAAAUUCUGAUGGAAUCACCAUUGUGGAAAAAAUAAGCAACUGAUGGAUUUUUCAAAAAAAAUAAUCUUGCAAAAAACCAUUCACUUAAGUAUUAUUAUCAUAAAACCAAGAAGUAGCUUUGAGAUCUUGUGUAAACUAAAAAAUACAAUUCUUUUUGUUUCAAUUGGCAA